UUGCGACCAUCCUACUUUCGCUUCUAAACCUUCAACCGACUUUUGAAUUUUGCCUUUACAAAUUUGAAGAACAUGCAAUCAUUCAUCGAGUAUCGACCUGAAGAUAAAUUGAUGACCUGGGUUUUCAAGAUACAUGAUCUAUUGUGAUACACUGUGAACGACACAUUGUAUUUUCAGAUCAGCUGAAACAUGGGAAGAACGAAAAGACAUCGCCUUCGGAAUCGCGCUAAUGCUACGGAGAAACCCAUUAUCGUGUCGUCCGAGCUGGCCGAGCUGGUGGUCUGGAUGCGGCGCCACCGGUGGUCGGGACCGGGCCCUCUGAGGCCGGCCCUGUUCCCGGACACGGGCCGCGGCCUGCUGAGCCGGCGGCCGCUGCAGCCCGGCGCCACGCUCGUCUCGAUCCCGCUCUCGCUGCUGGUCAGCUCGGCGACGGCGCUGCGCUCCGAGCUGGGCGCGGCGCUGCGGGCCGCCCGGCCGGCCAUUUCGGCCCAGCUGGCCGUCAGCCUGUGGCUGGCGCUGGAGCGGCGGCGCGGCGCCGACUCCGGCUGGCGGCCGUACCUGGCCUCGCUGCCGAGCGCCUACACGACGCCGGCGUACUGCGAGCCGCGCGAGCUGAGCGCCGAACUGCUGCCGGGGGCGCUGCUCUCAGCGGCGCGCGGUCAGAGGCGGCUGCUGCUGCGGCAGCUGGAGCGCGCCCGGCAGUUGCUGCGCCAGACAUCAAUCCCGUGUACGGCCGGCUGGGAGAUCUCCGAAGAGGAGUUCCGUCACGCCUGGUUCACGGUCAACACGCGCGCUGUGUUCCUGGACCCGUCACACGCUCCCGGGCUGUUCUCUGAGGACAAUCUAGCGCUGGCACCGUUCCUCGAUCUGUUCAACCACUCUCCGACAGCGAAUAUGAGCAGCCGUGUCGUCGGAGAUCACUAUGAGCUCGUCACCGAGGACCGUUUCUCCGCUGGCGAGCAAGUGUUUAUCAACUACGGCCCGCACGACAAUCUGAGACUGCUGCUCGACUACGGGUUUGUGGUACCGGGUAACAGCCAGGACGCUGUGCCGGUGCCGGCCGAGUGGGUGCCCCUACCGGCGGCGGUUCGGGACGACUCGCCCUCCGGGGACUUAACCGUCGGCCGCUCGGGCGUCUCCUGGGGUCUGGCAGUCCGCCUGUACCUGGCUGGUCUGACGGCGGCUGAACGGGCUGCCGGCCGCGCCGCAGAUGUGUGGAGACUGGCUCCAGAGGAGCUGACGGCGCCGUCGGCGGUGCGCCGCACGCUGGCCGCCCUGCUGGUGCGUCUGGUGCGGCACCUGGAGUCGUGUCUGGCGGCGCAGCGCGCCAUGACGGCGCCCAGUGACGCGCUGCGGGUCUGCUCGGCGCUGCUGCGCGAGUGGCUGCUGGUGCUGCAGGGCCACGUAUGGGAGCGGGGCCGGCGGCCUGACGCUGACGGUGUGGUGCGGUCCGUGUACGGUACGCGGCUGGGUGAUGUCGUCACCGUCAGUGCUACUCGGGAAAAUGGCGAGGAGUGCUACAUGGUGGAAAAGGCUGCAGUCAAACCUUGAAGGCUAGUGAAAUGUCUCAGUGGUGACGUAAGUUGGUGCUAAAGCUGUGACAUUGUUUCAAUACUGUUCCGUGCAUGUACAUCCGUGACGACACAUAACCUGUUUUUUUUUUUUUUUUGCAUGCAUUUGCUGUGAGACAUAUGUCGAGAUUGUUACAUUCAUGACUGUUGUUAGACUCCAGCAACCGUUUUUGCAAUAUAGACUGC
This is a messenger RNA of Amphibalanus amphitrite, 1757 nucleotides long. RefSeq names its product SET domain-containing protein 4-like. NCBI's taxonomy places the organism in Eukaryota, Metazoa, Arthropoda, Thecostraca, Balanomorpha, Balanidae. Gene Ontology annotation, biological process: peptidyl-lysine trimethylation; peptidyl-lysine monomethylation; peptidyl-lysine dimethylation. The transcript has a single exon. The record is from RefSeq and is a predicted model, not a curated record. Bases 190 to 1551 code for a protein of 453 amino acids. Gene Ontology annotation, molecular function: histone H3K36 methyltransferase activity; histone H3K4 methyltransferase activity; protein binding.